UCCAUAUAAACUUUAGAAUAAGUUGUUCACCAGCAUAACCGACCAUUAAAAAAAACACAGAUUCAAUGCUUGGCCACGCAAACAUAUCCAGUCAAAUAAAUUUACCUUGGAAGAACACCAUUUUGUGAGCUUUCAAACAAACACUAGUUUAACAGAAGUAGCAAGAGUUGGUCACCAACAUACCUCAUCGUUCCUUUUGUCUCUUUCCUCUCCCCGUUUCCCUACAAAAGGCACACACUUCUCUUCUAAUUCUCAACCUAAGCAAGCCAAUCAAACACUAGCAAAGCAUACAACUCCUAUUCAUUCCUCGAGCUUUUUCUAUAUUCAAGAAAAAACAUUCAAAAAAUGGCACAGAGAAGUUUCUUCAUCCUUGCUGUUGUGCUAGCCACAUCAUGUUGGGCAAUGGUGGCUGCGCAGCAGAGUUGUACUAAUGCAUUGGUGGGCAUGUCCCCGUGCCUGAACUAUAUCACCGGAAACUCUUCCAACCCAUCUUCAGGAUGCUGCUCUCAGCUUGCCACCGUAGUCCGCUCUGAGCCACAGUGCUUGUGUCAGGUCCUCAAUGGCGGUGGCUCUUCACUAGGAAUUAAUAUCAAUCAAACUCAGGCUUUGGCGCUCCCUGGUGCCUGCAAUGUCCAGACUCCUCCACUUAGCCGCUGCAAUGGUGCUACUUCUCCAUCAGACUCUCCAGCAGGAACGCCAGUUUCAGAUUCUCCGAACACUUCUUCAGGAACUGGAUCUAAAACCGUACCAGCUACUGAUAACGGCACAUCAGACGGAAGUUCCAUCAAGAUUUCGACUCCACUGUUCUUCUUUGCUCUUCUUGUGGCUGCGUACACUUCAGCCUUUGCAACACACUGAUUCUUUACAGUUUAGUCUAUACUUCAGAGUUCCCAGAACUCUUAUGCAUAGUUGUUGCGAUUGUAUUCUUCAUUUGUUCUCAUCUAGAUUUAGAGAGGUGUGCAGUGUUCAUUAUUUUGAGACCCUACUUAGGGUUUAUUAUUUUGUAUCUACCGAAGAGACUAGCUGAUGCAUACUCUCUUCUGUAUUUAAUAAAAGUGUUCUGAAAUGUUAUAGCUCAUCAAAUUACAAA
This is a messenger RNA of Humulus lupulus (European hop), 1090 nucleotides long. RefSeq names its product non-specific lipid transfer protein GPI-anchored 5. Gene Ontology annotation, biological process: lipid transport. Gene Ontology annotation, molecular function: lipid binding. The record is from RefSeq and is a predicted model, not a curated record. Lineage: Eukaryota; Viridiplantae; Streptophyta; Magnoliopsida; Rosales; Cannabaceae. Bases 346 to 858 code for a protein of 170 amino acids. The transcript is spliced from 3 exons.